This is a messenger RNA of Dothidotthia symphoricarpi CBS 119687, 416 nucleotides long. RefSeq lists its product as uncharacterized. The transcript has a single exon. The record is from RefSeq and is a predicted model, not a curated record. Lineage: Eukaryota; Fungi; Ascomycota; Dothideomycetes; Pleosporales; Dothidotthiaceae. The coding region runs from base 123 to 383 and encodes 86 amino acids.
ACGGACUCGAACGCAACCAGAGCCUGCGCAACUAGUUAUUAGAAGCAAGGCUUGCGGUGCAUGACGUCCACGUCCCUGCUAUUUGCACUUUCUCAAAAGCCCACUCGGCAUGGUUCGAUCAGAUGGGCCCAUGUCACGUCUCUGCAAUAUGUCUCGUUUGUUCAUUUCUUGCUACUUGUCUUUUUACAACAAUAUUUGCAAAGCAUGUCUGGCGUUUAGGAAGCGAAGUGUGUAAUUGUCUAGAUGGAAGCGUAGUCUUUGGCGUCUGGAUAGGAUGGAGUCAAGGGCAGAAUAGUUUGUUGAUGUUGGCUGGGAUUGUAUGCUAUCUGGAUACAGCACAUCAGCGACCAGCGAACAGCAAACAGCGAACAGAGAUCAGAUGAAUCACAAACACAAGCAAUGCAAAGUGACUUGAG